AUGAGACGUGUUUUCGACGAAUCAGCUCAAAUGAAAGAGAAGAUGAGCAUAGAAGAAAUACUAUACCAAGGUCCCGUACUUUUACGUAACCUUAUCGUCAUACUCAUACCUUGCAGAAUUCUGCCCACUCUACCAAACAUCGAGAAUGCAUUUUUGAUGGUAGCACUCAUUCGUCUAAUAUUAGCGCGUAUCGAUUUACCCGUGUGCCGUUUGGUCUAAUAUGCUUCGCUUUCCUUUUAUCCAGAACCAUCCACCAUCACAUGACGAGAAUGGCAACCAUUUGGUCACCAACGUAG
Molecule: messenger RNA, 296 nt
Organism: Haemonchus placei
Lineage: Eukaryota; Metazoa; Nematoda; Chromadorea; Rhabditida; Trichostrongylidae
Source: the annotation of a GenBank genome assembly